CGCAAGAUGGCGGACAGUGCGGAACUAAAGCAAAUGGUUAUGAGCCUUAGAGUUUCCGAACUCCAAGUACUGUUGGGCUACGCUGGGAGAAACAAGCACGGACGCAAACACGAACUUCUCACAAAAGCCCUACAUUUGCUAAAGGCUGGCUGCAGUCCUGCUGUACAGAUGAAAAUUAAAGAACUCUAUAGGCGGAGGUUCCCCCAGAAAAUCAUGACGCCUGCGGACUUGUCCAUCCCCAACGUACAUUCAAGUCCUAUGCCAGCAACUUUGUCUCCAUCUACCAUUCCACAACUCACUUAUGAUGGUCACCCUGCAUCAUCACCGUUACUCCCUGUUUCUCUUCUGGGACCUAAACAUGAACUGGAACUCCCACAUCUUACAUCAGCUCUUCACCCAGUCCAUCCGGAUAUAAAACUUCAAAAAUUGCCAUUUUAUGAUUUACUGGAUGAACUGAUAAAACCCACCAGUCUAGCAUCAGACAACAGUCAGCGCUUUCGAGAAACCUGUUUUGCAUUUGCAUUGACACCACAACAAGUGCAGCAAAUCAGUAGUUCCAUGGAUAUUUCUGGGACCAAAUGUGACUUCACAGUGCAGGUCCAGUUAAGGUUUUGUUUAUCAGAAACCAGUUGUCCACAAGAAGAUCACUUCCCACCCAAUCUUUGUGUGAAAGUGAAUACAAAACCUUGCAGCCUUCCAGGUUAUCUUCCACCUACUAAAAAUGGUGUGGAACCAAAGCGACCCAGCCGACCAAUUAAUAUCACCUCACUUGUCCGAUUGUCCACAACUGUACCAAACACCAUUGUUGUUUCUUGGACUGCAGAAAUUGGAAGAAACUAUUCCAUGGCAGUGUAUCUUGUAAAACAGUUGUCCUCAACAGUUCUUCUUCAGAGGUUACGAGCAAAGGGAAUAAGGAAUCCGGAUCAUUCUAGAGCUUUAAUUAAAGAGAAAUUGACUGCCGAUCCAGACAGUGAAAUAGCUACAACCAGCCUGAGGGUUUCUCUACUAUGUCCACUUGGUAAGAUGCGGCUGACAAUUCCGUGUCGGGCCCUUACAUGUUCUCAUCUGCAGUGUUUUGAUGCAACUCUUUAUAUUCAGAUGAAUGAGAAAAAACCAACUUGGGUUUGUCCUGUCUGUGAUAAGAAGGCUCCAUAUGAACACCUUAUUAUUGACGGAAAUCCGUGCCUCACUGUCGGUGCCUCCUGACAUUCACCAUUGUGCAGCACCAGUGGUUCUGAGCAGGGUGCACUUACGCCUUUUCCUAAUAGGAAUCCAUCUACCCCUAGACAUGCAGACCAUUUUAGAGAAAGAAUGAAAGAAUUGUGAAACUCUCAUUUGGUCUGUUUUUUGAGAUUUUCUGGUGCUUCAGUUGUGGGCCAGCAUACCUACUCCCUACUGUACGGGCUCCUAAAACUGAUCAACACACUGAAUAGCAGCUCUCUUUGUUUUUCUGUUUUCUCUAAAAUACUUGUCUUUGUCUUUCUUCUCCACCUACAGCAUCACAACAGUUGGUUAAUUUCCUGUACUCUCUAGAAAAAUGCUUAACACAACUUAUGUACAGUACUUGAGAAAACAUAGGAACCUGAAGGUGUAACCUAAGGAAUGGAAUACAUUUAGCAAUACAGAUGUAACCCAGAGCUUGAAAGAUAUCAGACCAAUCAUAUGGGGAAAAGUAAACAUGUAACUUAAAUGUUUUAUGUUUGAUUUUUCAGAGAUGUUGGUGACCACUAAGAAGUCAGAGUUGAAUAGUAUUUUACCAGCUCUGUAUAUUAUAUAACUUUAGAUGCCUUGAGAUUAUUCUUUGUUAUUAUAGAAGUCACACACAUACACCCCAAAGAAAAAGUGGAAAACAUAGGAAAAUAAAAAGAUGUUGUGUUAUUUUCUGAUUUUUGUUUUCCCAUGAUUGGAAUUAUGCUGUAUUAGUAUUUUUUAUCCUUUGGUUUCAUUUAAUAUUACAACCUAAGAAUUUGAUCCUUACUUUUACACAUUUUUCCAAAUCUUAUUUUUUAAUAUCUGCAUGGUAAUUAUCAAGGAGUUUUAACUUUCAAUACAUAUUUUUGCAUGUAUCGCUUCAGUUAUCAAACAAGAUGUGCUUAUUGUAGGCAAUUUGGGUUAUGUUGAAGAAAAAGAUUAUAAAGAAAAAGAAUAAAUAUCCACGUCACCACUCAGAGAUAACCACUAUUUACAUACCACUCACACACAGAAUUUUAUUUUUAAAACACAGAGUUUUCUUUUCUUGGCCUCUUCCCACUUUCUGUGAACAUAUUUUCCCCCCAUGUUAUUAUUAUCUUUUAAAUUAUUAUUAUUAUUUUUAAGUUUUUGCCUGUGUCAGGUCUUAGUUGUGGCAUGUGGGAUCUUUCGUUGCAGUGUGCGGGCUCUUCCUUGCAGCUCACAGGCUUCUCUCUAGUUGUGACAUGCAGGUUUUUGUCUCUGUAGCUGUGGUGUGUGGGCUCCAGAGCACAUAGGCUCUGUAGUUUGCGGCACAUGGGCUCUCUGGUUGAGGUGCACUGGCUCAGUAGUUGCGGUAUUUGGGCUUAAUUGCCUCACAGCGUGGGGAUCUUAGUUCCCCGACCAGGGAUCGACCCCAUGUCCCCUGCAUUGGAAGGCGGAUUCUUUACCACUGGACCAUCAGGGAAGUCCCAUCCCCCCAUAUUACUAAAAAAAUCUUUGGAAACCUCGUUUUUCAUGGUUAUAUGAUAUUUUCUUGCAUAAAGGUACCAUAAUUUAAGUAACUAUUUUCCUAUUCAGCCCUAGAUUUUCAGAACAAAUAUACCUUGUCUGUUACAGUUUUCCUCAUUUAUACUUGUACAGAACUUAGAAGGUCUGAAUGUUUUUUGAACAGUACUAAUUCUAAUCAGUCUUAAUUUAGAAUGUGAUAUUCAAAGGACAAAUUGUUUUUUAUAGCUUGUUUAUGGAAAUCCUAAAGUAUUGUACAGAUUGUGAUGAAAUACAAUUUAAGGAGGAUGGCUCUUGGGCACCUAUGAGAUCAAAAAAGGAAGUACAGGAAGUUUCUGCCUCAUACAAUGGAGU
Hippopotamus amphibius kiboko is the source of this 3030-nucleotide messenger RNA. It is a transcript of the gene PIAS1, whose product is annotated as protein inhibitor of activated STAT 1. Gene Ontology annotation, molecular function: SUMO ligase activity; transcription coregulator activity; zinc ion binding. The record is from RefSeq and is a predicted model, not a curated record. Lineage: Eukaryota; Metazoa; Chordata; Mammalia; Artiodactyla; Hippopotamidae. The transcript has 10 exons. Gene Ontology annotation, biological process: protein sumoylation; regulation of transcription by RNA polymerase II. Bases 7 to 1206 code for a protein of 399 amino acids.